CAGAAACUGAAGGAAACAGGUAACAGGGAUGGGGAGGGUUCGCAGGGGCUGCAUCGAACACAAAACAGUGCUCAUCUUUGCUGGUUGCAGGCCCAGGUCCCCUCACUUCACCGCGCUCACCAUGGUGACAGAUCUGGUGCACUGGCUGCUGGUCGCCCUGUUCGGCGUGCACGCCCUCUUCGUGACGGUGUUUUUCCUCCCCAUCCACUUCGCGCCGAAGCGGAUGCUUAUCAAGGUGGCCUCCAAGACCCGCCUGCCCAUCGACGCCUCCACAGGCGCCAUUGCCGUGUCCACCGCCCUCUUCUGCUGGUGCGUGGGGCAGCUCAGCUCCCUCCCUCCCGAGCCGACGGCCGACGUCAAGACGGGCAUCUGGUUCAGCAUCUGGAUGGCUGUAGCGAACGUGUUCUCCUACGGGGGCAUGCGCCACGUGUGCUACGUGUGUUACCACAACGAGGAGACCAUCAUGCAGAUGGAGAAGUCGGCCGCCACGCGCGACAUUGUCGAGUGGCAGCCGCCCAAGCUCGAAGCGCUGGGGCCCAUCCUCGCACCCUACAAGUGGCUCGUGUCGCCACAGUUCUUCGGCUUUGACCGCAUCCCUGACGCCAAGAAGCACCGGCUGCUGUUCGUGUCAAACCACUCGCUGUGGGGGCUGGAGAUGCCACUGCUCAUCGAGGGGCUCUACCGAGAAAAGAACAUCUUCCUUAGAGGGCUCGGAGGUCAGCCAGGGAGAAUCAUAUGGCAAAGUCAGUCUUACACACGUCGAAGCGGAUCUCUCUCUCUCUCUCUCUCCUUGUCGCAUGUGUGUGUGCCGCACCGCAGCGCAUUUCCACUUCUACCUCCCCGGCCACAAGCAGAUUUUCGAGAUGAUGGGUGCAGUGGACGGCACUCGCCCCAACACGCGGCUGAUGCUGCAGAAGGGCUUCAGCGUACUGGUGUACCCCGGCGGGACCCGCGAGGUGCUCAAGAAUAGCAAGGUGCAGAAGUACGAGCUGAUGUGGGGCAACAGGGUGGGCUUCGCCAAGAUCGCCGUCGAGGAGGGCGUCACCAUCGUGCCCACCUGCUCGGUCGGCACCGAAGACAUGCUCGAGAUACUCAAGGUGCGUUGGUGCGUUGGUGCGUUGGUGCGUUGGUGUGAGUGAGUGCAUCGGUGCGUAUGCCUGUGGGCGUGGCGUGUGUCGGUGUGUCGGUGUGUCGGUGUGUGUGUUAGGAUGUGCCUAUCGACUGGCUGAUUGGCAAGUCCAGCCUGACGGUGCCCAUCAUCAAGUACCCCACGCCAGCGGAGACCGAGCGAGUCUACUUCUGGUCAGUCAGUCAGUCAGGAACACACAGACAGACACCUCCAGGGGGCGAGGGAAAUCCACUCUGCAUCUCCUGUCUGUCGUGUGUGUGUGGGGUGUGUGUGUCAGGUUCGGCGAUCCCGUCAGCACGGCUGAGGAGAAGAAGCAGCUCGAUGCAGUCGCAGGGACAGAUGCAUACGACGGCGUAAGCAGCCCACAACCACCCUGACGUUCGCACGGCCAUAUACCUUGUCGUGGUCGUGUUGUAUGCUGCAUGCCGUCUUGUGUGUGUGUGCAGAAGCUGCAAGAGCUGGCUGAGCAAGUGCGCGACAAAACCAAGGCAGCAAUCGAAGCUGGUCGGUUCUUCCCCACCCCCACCACAGCCCGAGUCCAGCCGGCCUCUGAUGCGCGUCUCGUUUGUGCGUGUUUGUGCAGGCAUCAAGGAGCUUCAGCAGCGGCAGGCUGACGACGCCGGGCGGAUGCUCCCCGACCGCGUCAAGCGCACCGCCGAUGCCAUCAAGGCCGCCAUCACCGACCAGGUGGAGCGGUCCCUGGGGCGCUUCACCGGCGGCGCAUCCGCUUCUCAGGCGGACGAGCAGGAGACGCAGCCCGAGAGUGUGCAGGACAUGGGCGACGAUGGCGAGGACGGCUGCACGGGGGAAGAAGAGGGCUCGCGAGUUAGAAGGCGACCCGUGUGAACGAGCGGUUUUUGGCCUUAUCGGUGUUUUUGGUCGUUCCAAGGCAGUCAUAUGUGUGUGUUUCGUCCGUUUUUAAUACCCGUGGUGGGUGUAUGCUGUGGGUGGGUGGGUAGGUGGGCAGAUUGUGUCAGGCAGAUUGGAGUGUUGUUGCCCGGCCCGGUAGGUAAUCGGGCAACAUCCACUCACUCCACCCGUCUGUCGUCUGUGUCUGGCCGCUUGCUUACUGUCAGGGUGGCCCUCUUUUUCUCCAUUGGAUGCGAUCGAUGCUGGCUCAUUUUGUUAGUGUGGUUGACAGGAACCACAGACAGACAGACAGAUCGACAGACGGUUGACGCAUGACGUCUUCCCGGAGUUGGCUGCUAGGUCGGUUUAUUGAUGAUGGACGUGUGACAGAGUGGUCGGUCUCAUGCGUGCGUGCGGCUUCGGUCUCUGUUCUUUGCUGCCGCUUCGGAUGGUCCAUCGUACCCGACCGCUGCGCAGAGAAGACAAUUUGCGCAGCAGACGGGUCGGUUGGGUCGUCCAGUGCAGCAGCAGAGGACGAGACAGACCUACGCUGCCAUGAACUGCAGUGGAGUCGUUGAUAUCCCGUCUUGUUGCCGGCUGCUAGCUGGCUCUUUUUGCUACCGGGCCUCCCUCUCUCUCUCUCUCUCUCUCUCUCUCUCUCGACCUUUUUUGCCGGUUUGGCGAUGGUUCGAUUGCCAUGCGUGAGAUCUUAAUUUUCUCAGUUCUCUGCAUGAGACUCUACUCAUUCCCACGCCGCGACGAGCGGGCGGCAUCGGUGGGGAUAUGAUCUGUUGAGGCAGCAAGGCGAGGCGAAAGGGGUGAGACUCACGUGAGGCUGAAUCGCUGCUGGUGCACAAUGUAUCAUGUAACAAGCCGCAAGGGUCUGGUGCCGUG
Vitrella brassicaformis is the source of this 2872-nucleotide messenger RNA. Lineage: Eukaryota; Vitrellaceae. The record is from the annotation of a GenBank genome assembly.